AUGUUGGCAAAUUUUUCCCAAGUGCCUUCCAACCUUUUCCCUCCACGACAUAUAUUUUACCCACCGUCAAAUACGCACCAGAAUACUAUCAUCUUUAUUCACGAACGUGGCAGCACUGGCGAGCAGCUUUCUAGUCAUCUCAAUCUAGCAGUAUUGCCUUCUGACAAGGCCAUCUAUGACUAUUUCCCUGCUACGAGAUGGGUAUUUCCAACCGCUAAAAAGAAGUAUCUGUAUUCGCCGCAUACUCGGUCUCGUUCUCGGAAUUCCAACAGACCUUCCAUCAGCGAAUGGUUUAAUAUGGAAUCUAUUGCGGAAUCGGAGCUAGGUUCGGACAAACAGGUUGACCAUCUGCGGGAGAGCGCCUCUUAUAUUAUGCGAGUCAUCGAAGAUGAACUUAAACGCGUGAAUGGAGACCCAAAAAGAAUUUUCCUGGGCGGUAUCGGGCAGGGUAUGGCUCUAGCCCUCGUUGUCUUGUUAUGCACACCCCAUAGAUUCGGUGGCUUUGUAGGUGUGAAUGGCUGGAUCCCCUUUGCGGAAAUCUUGAAAAGGUGCAUCGAACGCGGCAAUAUCGACGAAGCAAAGCGGUUUUUCAAAUGGAACGUGAUGAUUCCGAUACAUCAGCAUGCCCAGAAUUUUGCUCAAUCAUCUAGAUCCGCAGUUUCGAAUGAGAGAGGCAGAUCGCAAUUUGACCCGCAAUCUGCCAUGCUUGGAUUGGCCAUGCCAGAAGAGGUAAAGCAGGUUCCAAUUCUGGUGAGCCAUGUGAGCGCGAAAUGGCUUGUUGUCAAGACCGAAUCUACCCAUGCGGUAUACUCUCUUCUCCAGAACAUGGGCUUUGAGCAAUUGACGUGGGACUCGUCCUCAUGCGAGCAGCACGAAGAUGACACGCCAGGGUAUGAUAGCGGGGGCGUGGCUUUCUCCUUGGUAGUUCCAGAGCAGCUAGAGUGUAUGAUCAAAUACCUCAAAGAAAUCGGUAUGGGAUAG
Messenger RNA from Talaromyces rugulosus, 981 nucleotides. RefSeq lists its product as uncharacterized. The transcript has a single exon. Gene Ontology annotation, cellular component: cytoplasm. Bases 1 to 981 code for a protein of 326 amino acids. Gene Ontology annotation, molecular function: carboxylic ester hydrolase activity; palmitoyl-(protein) hydrolase activity. Lineage: Eukaryota; Fungi; Ascomycota; Eurotiomycetes; Eurotiales; Trichocomaceae. Gene Ontology annotation, biological process: protein depalmitoylation. The record is from RefSeq and is a predicted model, not a curated record.